CCUAACUCUCCCCCUCAACCCAUCCUCACCAAACCAACCAUCAACCCAGCUAGUAUGAAAAUAAAAAUCAGACCAACGAACCAAACCCUCGGCCACGCCCUCAUCCACAACACCUGCCAGUCCCCAAUCUACCUCUGGUCCGCCUAUCGCCGGGACCCGGCAAGCGGCGGCAUCGCGCUGAAGAUCACGCGCGUGGCGGAUGGGCUGUAUGCCGCAGCGCCGCAGAUGGUGUUUGCGUAUAAUCUUAUGGGAGAGCAGGUUUGGUAUGAUCUGUCGGAUGUUUUUGGGGAUCCGUUUUCGGGGAGUCCUGUUCGGGUUGAGUAUCGGGGGCUGGCUGGGGAGGAGGACGAUGAGGACAAGAAAAAGAUUGAGUGGGAGGAGGGGGUGUCUCCUGGGGGAAGUAUGGUUAGGGUUGCGGGUGCGGAGGGGAUUUAGUUCUGACGGUUUGUUAGAUCUAUCCUUGGAGGAUACUUAUGGAGAUGGGAGAUGAGAUAUGGAGGUGACGUGUGUGAAAGGAGAGGGUGGUGGUAGGAUAUGCUGGUUGUGGGGAGGUGGAGUGGAUGAGGGGGAUAUGGUAAUGCUAUGUCCUAUUUGCUUUCUUGCUUUGCAGUAGUAAUUCAAUG
This is a messenger RNA of Aspergillus novofumigatus IBT 16806, 623 nucleotides long. RefSeq names its product Bys1 family protein. The transcript has 2 exons. Lineage: Eukaryota; Fungi; Ascomycota; Eurotiomycetes; Eurotiales; Aspergillaceae. The annotation marks the transcript as partial. The record is from RefSeq and is a predicted model, not a curated record.